CACUUUGCACAUAAUACUAUAAAUAUAAGGAGGAAGCCUGAGGCCCUGCAGCAGACUCACAGACGGACGCAGAGGGGAGGAGUGUCGAGGUGUGUGCUGUGUGUUUGGAGGAGGGACUCCUUCAGUUAGAGAAGUGAGGCGUCACAAGUUCCUGGUUUCCAGUGAAGAAGAAGAGAGGCAGCAGUAAACCAUCAGAGCCUCAUCAUGAAAGUCCAUCACACUCUGAUCUGCUUCUUCUUCCUUUCAGCUCUGCAGGAUGGAAACCCUGAAGUCACCAAAGCUCAGAUUCGUUACUAUGGAGUCAUUGGAGGAGAUUUUAAAGCUGGAUUCUCCUUUAAUUCUCCAGGAACAUGGAAGAUGUUCUGCAGAGAAAAAUGUGAAGGAGAAAACAUUCUUAUUAAAACAACUGAUGUCAGAGCUCAAACAGGCAGAUACAGCAUUGAAUACAAAAAAGAAUCAACAUAUUAUGUUUUAUCUGUGAGCAUCUCAAAGCUGACUGAGUCUGACUCUGGACAGUACAGCUGUGGUUUGGGUGGAUCUCCAUCAUCAGCUCCAUUCACACCGUUUGUGAUCGUUGUUGCUGAAGCACUGCUGGAUGGAAACGAUGAUCCUGCUCAGCUGAAACACUUCAAUAAAGAAACUGGAAGCUCUCUCACAGUCGCAUGUUCCUUUAAACAAGCUGGAUACAGAAAGAUGUUCUGCAGAGGAGAAUGUGGAGGAGAGAAGAUUCUUGUUCAUACAGAGCAUCUCAGUGCUCAGAGAGACAGAUACAACAUUGGAUAUGUUUCAGAAUCAGGAGUUCUGUAUGUGAGCAUCACACAGCUGACCAAGUCUGACUCAGGACGGUACAGAUGUUUACUGAUUGGAUCUUCCAGCAGCUCAUCCAGAGAGUUUGAGGUCACUGUCACAGAUGCAGCUGGACCAUCAGCCACAACUACAGGAAGCUCCACACCUUCAUUAACUUGGACUGGAAGCACUGAGCAGCCUGAAGGAGCAGCAUCAGGUACAUCCAUCUAUGUGCUGCUGUUUGUGGGUCUGACUCUGGCUCUCAUCAUUAUCCUGUUAUCAGUGUCUGUGCUGAUAUUCUGCAAGAAAAGAUCCUCUAAACCAAAGGAUCCUCCUGUGGAAACGGGGCAGGCUGCUGUCACAGAGGAGGAAGACCACUCGAGCAAACUCACCUACUCUGAGGUGAAUUUUUCCAAGAGGACUUUUGGCUCUCCCAACGGCGCCUCCAGUGGUAACACUGGUGAAGUUAUCUACUCUGCGCCUCGGGUCAAUGUGAGCUCUGAUGUCAGAGAUGAUUCGCUGUACUCGAGUGUAGCUUAGCUUCAAUGCUGCUGCUGCCACGUUUCUCUGUGAAGGAACCAAAGGAAGCUUUCAGUGACUGUAAACAAUCUGAUUUACACCAAAAUCUGUUUGAACAGGACCAUCACAGCAUCUGAUUGGUCAGAUGCUGUGAUGUCAUAGCUUUGUAAAUUAUGGUCACCGAGUUAUUUUGGUGUUUUAAUGCUGAGCACAGGUCCAAUCAGUGAUCCUGUGGCAGUAAAGUGACUCAGUGAAGAUGCAGGGAAAUCUGUCAGCUGAUCUGCACAGUUCUUAAGUUUACUGAAAAUAUUUUCUGGAUCGGAGCUUUUCCUCUCCUUCAGUCACCCGAGGAGUUAAAAAACUUUGUUCCUGUCAUGUAUCAUACACCCAGUUCUUUGCUAAAUCUAAAGUAUUGAAAUAAUUCUUUAAAAAAAGAAAAACUUCUUGUCUUUCGCAACUUCAGAGUCACACGAGUGAAGAAAAUGGGGAAGUUUUCCGACUGCAUGCCCAGCUUGGUGUCACUUUAGCAAGAUUAAGUUCCUUGAUUAGCUUCUGCAAAGUGUCAGGCCACUGUUUCAAACUGAUGCUGUACAAUGUUUAACAGGAUAAUGUUUUAUUGAAAUAAACUUUCAUAGUGUAGAAAAUCUUUAGCUUAUUAAAUCAAUCAGUGGUGGAAGUGAGCGGUGAGCAAAGCUACAGACACUGAAUUUAAUACCAAAAAAACUGCUUUAAAUUCUGAAUUUUAAUGUCAUGUUUUAAAGUCUCAGCGCUCAUUUGUUAGCAGAGAUAUUUUCUCUUUGUUCAAGGUGAGAAUAAAACUUUUUCUAUUUGA
Oreochromis niloticus (Nile tilapia) is the source of this 2137-nucleotide messenger RNA. RefSeq lists its product as uncharacterized. Lineage: Eukaryota; Metazoa; Chordata; Actinopteri; Cichliformes; Cichlidae. The transcript has 7 exons. The record is from RefSeq and is a predicted model, not a curated record. Bases 205 to 1326 code for a protein of 373 amino acids. Gene Ontology annotation, molecular function: transmembrane signaling receptor activity. Gene Ontology annotation, cellular component: plasma membrane.